Molecule: messenger RNA, 129 nt
Organism: Paraglomus brasilianum
Lineage: Eukaryota; Fungi; Glomeromycota; Glomeromycetes; Paraglomerales; Paraglomeraceae
Source: the annotation of a GenBank genome assembly
AAGUAUAACAACAAUGCAGAGGAUAGUGAGAAUGAUGAGAGACUUGCUCAACCUUCAACAGUGCUUGAACGCUGCUGCGCUUUGGUGUUGUGUGAACCCGCCGUUUUGGCAAAACUGAUGCAGCUCUAA